AAUCCCAUGCCAGGCGCUGUACGGCUCUUGAAGCGUCUACAGGAGAACAACGUUCCAAUGGCGUUAGCCACAAGCUCCGACGAGAAUUACCAGUUGAAAACCGAUCGUUGGCGUGAUCUAUUUGAAAUCUUCCAUGACAAAGUGAUCGGCGGUUCGGAUCCCGAGGUUAUACACGGAAAGCCGGAACCCGAUAUAUUUCUCACGGCUGCCAAGCGUUUCAGCGGCAAUCCGGAUCCUUCGAAAUGUCUGAUCUUCGAGGAUGCGCCAAAUGGUGUGAAAGCGGCACUGAACGCAGAAAUGCAGGUUGUCAUGAUACCGGAUUCGAUGCUUCCCAAACAUUAUACGAGUGAAGCAACUUUGGUUCUGAAUAAUCUCGAGGACUUUCAACCGGAGAAGUUUGGGCUACCGCCAUAUGUGACAUAAUAUAUUUCCUUUUCCCGGUUUAUCAUGCGUACGUGUAUGUAUGUAUGUGCGAGAUAUGGAUUCGUGCAGAUAGGAUAUAUAUAUA
Formica exsecta is the source of this 508-nucleotide messenger RNA. RefSeq names its product pseudouridine-5'-phosphatase-like. NCBI's taxonomy places the organism in Eukaryota, Metazoa, Arthropoda, Insecta, Hymenoptera, Formicidae. Gene Ontology annotation, molecular function: phosphatase activity. The record is from RefSeq and is a predicted model, not a curated record.